This is a messenger RNA of Lacerta agilis (Sand lizard), 3844 nucleotides long. RefSeq names its product epsin 2 (gene EPN2). Lineage: Eukaryota; Metazoa; Chordata; Lepidosauria; Squamata; Lacertidae. Gene Ontology annotation, cellular component: endosome; plasma membrane; clathrin vesicle coat. Gene Ontology annotation, biological process: endocytosis. Gene Ontology annotation, molecular function: clathrin binding; phospholipid binding. The transcript is spliced from 9 exons. Bases 460 to 2262 code for a protein of 600 amino acids. The record is from RefSeq and is a predicted model, not a curated record.
GCGCCUCUGAGACGUAAAAUGCAUCUUUGCUCCCCACCCCCAAUUGGCGCUGCUUCCUCUUGCCUCUUCCCAUGUGGCAUUUUUAGCUGGUUUGGCAAUGUAGAUGGAUGGGUGGGCUUGUUGCUGGGUUAAGUUGGGCAUUGUAAAUAUUACCUGGGGUGCCUUUUUUUUAGUGUGUGUUUCCCUAUGGCAUUUUAAAUCUUCCCAUUUUUGCUUCGUUUCUGCGUCUUUUAACCUGUUUUGCUUUGUUUCUGUGUGCUAAACUGAACUGACUAGUCAGAGUUUCCAGUUUCUUUUGUACCUUUCGUGAGGGGAGGAAAUGACUUUACCAGAACUUGCUCCAAGUUGGUCACACACAUCGUGUCUUCAUAUCACAGGGACUUGCAGAGUAGAGAAAACUGUGGCCGGUCUCUGAGGUCUUUUUGGGGGGAACCUGCCUUGAUUUAGGAGGAGAUAAAAAUGACAUCAUCUUCGAUUAGGAGACAAAUGAAAAACAUUGUGAACAAUUAUUCAGAGGCUGAAAUAAAAGUCCGGGAAGCGACUUCAAAUGACCCCUGGGGCCCAUCCAGCUCCUUAAUGACCGAAAUAGCAGAUCUAACAUACAAUGUGGUGGCCUUUUCUGAAAUCAUGAGCAUGAUCUGGAAGCGGCUGAAUGACCAUGGCAAAAACUGGAGGCAUGUUUAUAAGGCUUUAACUCUGUUGGAUUACCUGAUUAAAACUGGGUCGGAAAGGGUGGCACAACAAUGCAAAGAGAACAUUUUUGCUAUCCAGACUCUGAAGGACUUCCAGUACAUUGACCGGGAUGGUAAGGACCAGGGAAUCAAUGUGCGGGAGAAGUCCAAGCAGUUGGUGUCCCUCCUGAAAGAUGACGAUCGGCUCAAGACAGAGAGGGCCCAAGCCCUGAAGACCAAAGAGCGUAUGGCACAGGUGGCCACUGGGGUUGGUAGUAAUCAGAUAACCUUUGGCAGAGGCUCCAGCCAGCCUAAUCUCUCCACCAGCUACUCGGAGCAAGAAUAUGGCAAAUCGGGAGGCUCUCCGGCCUCUUACCACGGGUCUACAUCACCUCGAGUGUCUUCAGAGUUGGAGCAGGCGCGGCCUCAGACGAGCGGGGAGGAAGAAUUGCAGUUGCAGCUGGCCCUGGCAAUGAGCAGAGAAGUUGCAGAACAGGAGGAGCGCCUUCGACGUGGCGAUGAUCUGAGAUUGCAGAUGGCUUUGGAGGAAAGUCGCAGAGAUACAGUGAAAAUUCCCAAAAAGAAGGAGCACGGAACUCUGCUGGACCUGAUGGAUGCCCUGCCCUCAUCAGUGCCAGCUCCUCAGAAAGGAGAGCCGUGGGGGCCACCACCUGCAGCUAGCCAAGCUGACCCAUGGGCCCCCUCCACAGUUAGCAGUUCCACCUCAGACCCCUGGCAGUCAUUUGGUGCCAGACCAGCCGCCUCCACCGAUCCCUGGGGAGCCCCAGCAGUGCCCUCUGCUGCCCAGCCUGUUCCAAAGAAUGUAGACCCCUGGGGUCCCUCUCAGCCACCCUCUGUGGCAACAAAAGCUGCUGUUGAUCCCUGGGGAGCAGUGCCAGCAAACAAGCCUCUUUCUGCUUCUGGUAGUAAAUCUUUUGACCUCUUCAGCAACUUGAAUGGGGCAAUUAAAGAUGACUUUUCUGAAUUCGACAACCUUCGGACAUCUAGAAAGCAAGGUUCCACUUUGUCAGCCCAGAACAGUGGCACGACCAGCCCUGAUCUCUUUGACUCUCAGCCUGCCAACUCAGCCUCGAGUAAACAAAGCACAGCUCGGAAAACUCCCGAGUCUUUCUUGGGCCCCAACGCUGCUCUGGUCAACCUGGAUUCCUUGGUGUCGAAACCUCCCAAGCCAGCCCCUUCACUGAACCCGUUCUUGGCUCCAGGAACGGCCGCCGCCGCCGCUGCUGCUGCCCCUGCUGCUGCCACUCCAGCUCCAGCUCUAAUCAACCCCUUCCAAGUGAAUCAGCCUCAGCCGCUCACUCUCAAUCAGCUGCGGUCGAGCCCCAUCAUGGGAAGCAGCCCGUCCUUCAGCAGUGUGCCAGCAGCGGGCAUGGAGCCUGUACCUCUGCCUUCCGUGGUACCGGUGGCGAUGGCACCCGUGCCAGUCAUGGGCACCGUGGCAUCUCUUACCAGAAUGGGCCAGGGGAUGAACGUGGGGCUUGUGGGCGCAGCGGCUCAGCCUCUUCACAGUACUGGGCUCCCGCCCUCGGCCUCCCAGCCUGCUAACGCUACCAAUCCGUUCCUCCUAUAAAGGCCAAGGCGGUGGAACCUAACUUGGCAAGAGGUUUUGCAGAACUGAGUGGAAUUUUCUGAGGCCGGUUCGGGCUGAACUGUGUGUGCACAAGAGACUUUGGGGGUUGCGGGGGGAACUAGGCUUGUGGUUUACAGUUGCAUUCGUUGCAGAUUUCUCUCCCUACUCACUGUUUAAUCUCAACCUAGUCUUCUCCCACAGAUGGUACUUCUUACUUUCAGCUUGCGGGAGCAUCGCAUAAAAGGUUCACACUUUCACCAUGAAAAUUAGAUUUUCUUCUCUCCCGCUCCCCCCCCUUUCGUUAAUCACUUCAACAUUAUAAGAAGUACCUGCCAUUUUUAAUAGCUCUCUUUGUAGACCACGUGCCGGACUGUGAAGCAGCUGCAACCUGCGUCUGCCAGAGCCCCAUCCUCAUAAAGAAUAGAUUGGGGACUCAAGGGCGCUAGUGGACAUAUUUGCACAUAACUAUAUACUGUUCUAGACUGUUGGUUCACCCAUAGUCCUUAUACAUCUUAGGAGAAGAGAGAGGGAUAUGGGGUGUCUCUCCCCUGCUUGUACACUAAAACAUGGUAGCGCAAACUGUACCCGUGGUCUGGGGUUGGGUGGGGUUGGGUUGGAGCUGGCGGAAAAGGCAAGCUUGUCGAAAGCGGGACAGAAGCAAGCUCUCAUUUGGUUGUGAAAUCCUACAGGUGUGCUGUUUUUUAUGCAGUGUUGAGUUUGUACCCUUUCAAGGACUCGUCAAGGACUUCUGUCUGAGUGGCUGGCAUGCUGCGCUUGUGUUCAGGAGUGUUUCGCUCUGUGCUUGUCCGAUAGUGAGUUCAUUUGGACAUUAAUGUGCGUAGUUAUCCUUUCUUUUAAAAAUUGACUUGCAAUGCAGGUUAUAAAUGAAGAGGGGGGGUGAGGGAGGAGGCAACAUUGAAUUCAACUUCAUUGGGGCAAGUUUGGGAACUAAUUUGGGAUGAACUCUGCUAAUAUGUAGUAUACUUUUUUGCACUUUUUUUUUUUUAAAAAAAGAAAGACUAGUACCAUUUUGGAUUUGAGUUGGCAAGAUUGGCGCUCGGUUUCUGUCUUGCUAAUUUUUAUAAUGUGGUUCUUAUUUAACAGUCUGUAGCUUCGAUAGACUUUAUCAGGUCUAGCUAAAAAAUUAAGUUACAGUAACUUUAUGAUUUAAUGCCCUCUUAUUUAUAUAUUUUAUACAUACAUAUAUAUAUAUAUAUAUUAGCUCUUGGUUUCCAUAAAGAGAAUUUAAAAGGGAAUACUGAUAAACCUUUUGCUUUUGGACGAAGAGUUUGAAAUGAAAACAGAAGCGCUCCUGUGGCAUAAACUUUGAGUGGCAUAUGAACGUAAGAUGUCAUUUAUAAGGAAAACACUACAGUUGCCUUUCCCCCCUCCCUGUUUUACGAUUAUGUCUCCCUCGUGUUGAAUGGAAAGACUCUGAAGCCUUUUAUAGACAGAAGAUCAUGAAAGACCACUUCUCUCUUGUAAUAACUUUGGGAAACUUUUAAAGGAAAACGCUGUAUGAUUGUUAAUUUUAAUCAACUAAAUUCUUCUAACUAAAGAUGCACUCUGUGCUAAUAACCUG